AUGGGCGAGGAGUACGCGCGCUCCCCUUGCGAGCGCUUCCCGACGGCGGGCGCGUUCAGCGUGGCGCCGCCGGAGCGGCUCAGCCCACCGCCGCCCGCGCCGCUGCCGGACCGCUUCUCGGCGUCGCCGCGGCGGGUCCGCCGCAGCGCGGAAGCGGAGCGCGCUCGGCUGCCGAGAUAUGUGCCUCCGGCGGCGCACGUGCCCGUGGAGCGAUAUGUGCCGCGUCCGCCAGCUCCACUGCGGCCGCCGCCGCCAGUGUACUGCGGACUGGCGUGCCGGCCACCACCAGCACCGCGCAAGUGCUGCGGCCCAGCAUGUCGCGAAGAUAUAGUCAGCUCGCCGCCUCCGACGCGUUACGCAGAGUACGUUGGAGCGGCGGCAGCUCGCCGGCUAGCUUGUACGCCGCCGCCACCGCCACCGCCAGCGUUACAGUUACCUUGCGAACCUCAAGAGCCGCCUUGCUGCGUGCAGGCUCGUCGAAGGCCACAGCUAGCGCAUGAUUGGUGA
Molecule: messenger RNA, 507 nt
Organism: Parnassius apollo (apollo)
Lineage: Eukaryota; Metazoa; Arthropoda; Insecta; Lepidoptera; Papilionidae
Source: the annotation of a GenBank genome assembly